Symbiodinium necroappetens is the source of this 1302-nucleotide messenger RNA. The record is from the annotation of a GenBank genome assembly. NCBI's taxonomy places the organism in Eukaryota, Dinophyceae, Suessiales, Symbiodiniaceae.
AUGUUUCAGCAUUGCUUCGCACCGCGACCCAGCGAGAUUGAAUCCUACUGGAAACACGUGGAGCAACACUGUCGAUGGUUUGACGACCACCCUGGCCGUCAAGCGGCCAACAAGAAACGUCUUCUGCCGUUCUGCUUAUAUGGUGAUGAGAUCAAUGCUUUCAAGAAUGCCGAAAAUGGCUCCAUUUGCGUUCUGGGCUUUGGGUCAGACCUGGCCUAUGGUAACCCGGCCUUGGAGCGCUAUUAUCUCUUCACUGCGUUCUCCGAACACAACUCUACCGAGAACACUUUUGAUGACAUUAUCAGAGCGCUAGUGCCCAGACUACGGUACAUGUUCGAUGAGACAAGCUUCAACUGGUGUUCUGCAGGUUGGAGAUGGACCUACUCCUCUACACAGGGGGACCUGAAGUUCAUUACAGACCGUUACGGGUUGCACAACUUUCGGAAGAAUCGCAUAUGUGAUCUAUGUGAGUGUGUCAAAAAAGAUGACAACAUAGCUAUGACUCUGGCUGACUUCAGGGAGACAGCUGCUUACCGAGCUACGCAUUACACCCACCAAGAUUACAUGCAAAGUACCACGCCGGAGACACGAUCUCCGCUUUUCGAACUGGAUGGUGUCAACCUUCAUAGAUUUCUACAUGAUCCCUGCCAUGGUCAAUUGCUGGGGACUGGCAAAAACACCAACGGUUCAUGUCUCACAUAUUUAUGCGAGCGGUCCUACUUCGCUCCCUGGCCGGAGCGCGGAAUAUACGAGAACGUCAUGUCCGAGUAUCGGGUUCUCUACCCGAGCAUGGCUGCGAAGGCAGCACAAUCGAAGAUGAUUUCGUAUUGGCUGGCCAUGGUGGCUGGCGACUUGGCAGCUCGAGCUGAUGCAACCCCCACAGACAAAGCUGUCAGUGCAUGCAUAUAUGCCUACGUGGACACCCUCCGGAAAAUGGACGAAUAUCCAUUGUUGCUGAGCGAAGAGCAAUCGAAUGAACUGUACAAUUCUGGAAUGCGACACUUGCGGCUGUACAGCUACUUGCAUCGUGAAUCAGCGAAGAGGACCGGAACAGAGGUCAUGCGAAACUGCUGGCUGCUGCAGCCAAAACACCAUUUCUUUUACCACAUGUGUCGGGAUUGCAAAGAGCAACGAUUGAACCCCAGCUACUAUUCCUUGCUCACGGCAGAGAGCUGGAUCGGAUACAUCGGCAGAGUAAGCAGGCGAACACACCGAUCGACGAUGACAGCCCGAACGCUACAGAGAUAUUGCACACUGUUGUUCUUUCGCUUGAAGCGAAUUGAGCGCAACAUUUCCAUUUGA